UAAGAACAUGGCUCACACGAGAAUUUCUGCCAAACUACCUCCGCAUAUCGACCCGACCAAAGCACCGGUCGCUUUCGGGGAGAGAGCUGUGCCCAAACUCAGCCGGGAGCUGGUCGAUCUUGAUCUCAUCACUAGGCAGCGAGCGCUCAUGGCCCUGUGUGACCUCGUCCACGACCCCGAGUUAGCUUAUGCGGCCGUGAUGGUCGGUUGUAUGCCGAACUUGAAACUCCUAUUGUAUGAUGAUGAUGCUACUGUCCGCCGGAAGUCCACAGAAAUUUUCUAUAUUUUGGCCACCCAUAGUAUUGGGAGGUUUGCAAUUAUGGAAUUUGAAGCAAUUGCUCCACUUGCUGAUCUGCUCAAUGAUCCUGUGGAUAUUUGUCGCAGAAACAUGCACAUGGCUCUUGAGAUGCUUUCAGAGGUUCCUUCAGGUGCAGCUGCAAUAGUGAACAAUGGAUUGGUCCCCUUGCUAAUUGAGAAAUUGAACUCAGAGCUUGAUGAGAUUCAGGAGCUGAUAUUGAAGACCCUGCACUACUGUUUACUGGUGGACACCAAGCAAGCGUUGGAUGCCUCGGGUGUUAGUGUGUUUAAGUCCAAGCUCUUUCACAGUUCUGACGCCAUCAGAAGCCUGGCUGCACAAGCACUGAUGAACAUCAGUGCGCCUUUGGAAGGGAAGGAGAAAAUGUGCGAGGAGGAUGUAAUUCUAGUGCUGGUGGAUCUGCUCAGUGACCCAAACCCCAAGGUCAGGGGGGCAGCAGCGGGAGCACUGAUGUUUGCCACCAUCACCACCCAAGGAAAAUACAAAGCACUGGAGGCUGACAUCAUCCCACCCUUACUCAUCCUGGUGAAUGAUCCAGUCAGCAAGGUGCGACUGAAUGCCAUUAAAACAAUCACCACCAUGUCAGAAGCUCCUGCAGGAAGAAGAGCGCUCCUGGACCACCUGCCGCUCUUUGAGAGCAAGGCCCAGGACCCCAGUGAGGCCGUCAGAAAGGCCAUCAGGAUCGCCAUCGAAGUCAUCACCUGGAAACCCUAGCUGGGUUACAGCACACAAACGCACCAAACGUCUCCAAAGCCCCACAACUCUCAUUCCCUCCAUGGAUUACGAUUUACACCUUGUAUUGCCAAUUGGUUCACAUUUGUACAUCCUGAUUUGUUUGUUUCACCUCUUGCCCUGGAUCCACCCCACUUGCCUUCUCACCUCCCUGCUGCUCUGUCAUGGUGCCUGCAAGUUUGUUUCAACACGUCUGGAAGGGUGAAGGUUGUGGGAAUCCAUAAUCUUGUUGCCAUUUCGAAUUUUGACAAUCAGUAGUUGCCAGCUUGAUUUUGUAGUUGAUUCCAGAUUGCCAAACUGAUUCAAUUGCCAAAUCCAGAUUGAUUCAAUUGCCAUGAUUGAUUCAAUUGUCAAAUAUCAACCGUAUUAAUAUUCAAUAAUUACACUUUAAAAUUAAGCUCUCAUAAUUCUUCUUAUUCUGCUCAUUCUUCUUGAUUUAUCUUUACUUCCAUGUCCCUUUGUGCCUAUGUCAUGUUCUCCUUCUCUUGUCAGGGAUCUGUGCACUCUGUAAUAAGCAGUGACUACAGUAUAACUAUGUUCUGUGCAGUUAUUCGGCUUUCAGUAGGUCGGGCACAGUUUGUUGAGAGGAAAUAAACUGCAAAUAUCAC
Molecule: messenger RNA, 1656 nt
Organism: Leucoraja erinaceus (little skate)
Lineage: Eukaryota; Metazoa; Chordata; Chondrichthyes; Rajiformes; Rajidae
Gene: rsph14
Product: radial spoke head 14 homolog
Exons: 6
Coding region: 8-1030 (340 amino acids)
Molecular function (GO): protein binding
Source: RefSeq, a predicted model, not a curated record